Molecule: messenger RNA, 1333 nt
Organism: Carya illinoinensis
Lineage: Eukaryota; Viridiplantae; Streptophyta; Magnoliopsida; Fagales; Juglandaceae
Product: NAC domain-containing protein 90-like
Exons: 3
Coding region: 284-1090 (268 amino acids)
Biological process (GO): regulation of DNA-templated transcription
Molecular function (GO): DNA binding
Source: RefSeq, a predicted model, not a curated record
AAGCAACCCCAAAGUGUCUCUCCUCUCUUGACUUUCUUAUUUUUCACGGUUAAAGUUCUCUCUCCUUUUCUGCAUUCUUGCCUAACUUUCAUCAAUUAAGCCUCACCAACGUCGAAGAUGAGAUGUCGAAACCACAAUAUAUAAAGAACUAGAUUGUCCUUUGGCAUGAUCUCCUAACACAGUUGUCCCUGUGUAUGCUUGUGCGCACGUGAGAGAGAGAGAGAGAGAGAGAGAGAGAGAGAGAGAGAGAGAGAGAGAGAGAGAGAGAGAGAGACCAGGAGCAAUGGACGAUUUGCCACCUGGGUUUCGGUUCUACCCAACGGAGGAAGAAUUGGUUUCAUUCUAUUUGCACAACAAACUAGAAGGGAGCAGGGAGGAUUUGAACCGAGUUAUGGACAAGGUUAUACCAGUUUUGGAUAUAUAUGAGUCCGACCCAUGGGAUCUCCCACGGUUUUCGGGAGACCUGUGCUAUGGAGACCCUGAGCAGUGGUUUUUCUUCAUUCCCAGACAAGAGAGUGAAGCCCGUGGGGGAAGACCAAGGCGACUCACUACAAUAGGGUACUGGAAAGCUACGGGGUCUCCUAAUUAUGUCUACUCUUCCAACAAUCGCAUUAUUGGAGUAAAAAGGACCAUGGUUUUCUACCGUGGAAGAGCUCCAAAUGGAAAAAAAACCGAAUGGAAGAUGAACGAAUAUAAAGCCAUCGAAGGAGAAGCGUCCGCAUCUACUGGUGCAGUUCCUACGUUACGACAAGAAUUUAGUUUGUGUCGAGUCUACAAGAAAACAAAAUGCUUGAGGGCAUUUGAUAGACGGCCAUCUGGAUCAGUAGUAAUAGGCCGCGGUGAGCCAGCAGCACAGCAAAUUCAUCAUGGCGAUGAUCAGGCAGUACCAAGAUCUAGUCUGAACCUUCCAUUUACUGAAAGAACAGCCUCACCGGACAGUUCAUCCUCAGGAGACCAUGGCCGCCAACCUGGCCGGGAAGGUAAGAACAAAGGAAUGGCUGUUAAUGAUGAUCAGAGCUUGUGGGAUUGGGAGCAAUUGAAUUGGUUCCCUGAUGGAAUAUAUGGAAUGGAUCAUGAUCAUCGCGAGUAAAUGGAGAUCAGGAUUUUCUGAUGAAUAAUUAUGCAUGGCGUAGUAGCGUGCUGUCCAAAUAUAGCUAUGACAGCUUUACUACUAAUGUUAGUAGAAUACCACUACUAUUAAUAAAUUGUAUAUGUUAGUAGAACAGUAGUACCAUCAAAGGCAUGCUAGCUGCUACCUUAACCCACGCAAUUAAAGAAAGUAUAUAUGGUACUUUUAAUUAUUAAUUAGUACUUUAAUUUUGGAGAAGGCUAA